GCCCCCCGCAGCCCCCCGACCGCCGGAACCCGCAGCCGGAGCCAGUCAGCCCGGCCGCUGAGGUUCCUGCCUGAAGACCAGCUGGGUACUUUCUUUGACCCUCCCCAUCACCAUGCACUCCUUGGACGAGCCGCUUGACCUAAAGCUGAGCAUCACCAAGCUCCGGGCGGCGAGAGAGAAGCGGGAGAGGACACUGGGUGUGGCCCGGCAUCAUGCUUUGCAAAGGGAGCUGGGCCUGGUGGAUGAUAGCCCCACACCUGGCUCCCCAGGCUCCCCCCCACCAGGCUUCCUGCUGAACCCCAAGUUCCCCGAGAAGGUGGAUGGACGCUUUUCCACAGCCCCCCUGGUAGACCUCAGCUUGUCACCACCAUCUGGACUGGACUCUCCAAAUGGCAGCAGCCCCUUGUCCCCUGAGCGCCAGGGCAAUGGGGACCUGGCUCCACUGCCUGCCGCUGUGGACUUUCAGCCGCUUCGCUAUUUGGAUGGUGUUCCCAGCUCCUUCCAGUUCUUCUUGCCCCUGGGCUCUGGGGGAGCUCUGCACCUACCUGCUUCCUCCUUCCUCACACCCACCAAGGACAAGUGCCUCUCCCCGGAGCUGCCCCUGGCCAAGCAGCUUGUGUGUCGAUGGGCCAAGUGUAACCAGCUCUUUGAGCUCCUCCAAGACCUGGUUGACCAUGUCAAUGACCACCAUGUCAAGCCGGAACAGGAUGCUCGGUACUGCUGCCAUUGGGAGGGCUGUGCCCGCCACGGCCGUGGCUUCAAUGCCAGCAGGUACAAGAUGCUCAUCCACAUCCGGACACACACCAAUGAGAAGCCACACCGCUGCCCCACCUGCAACAAGAGUUUCUCCCGCCUGGAGAACCUGAAGAUCCACAACCGCUCCCACACAGGUGAGAAGCCCUACGUCUGCCCCUACGAGGGCUGCAACAAGCGUUACUCCAACUCGAGUGACCGAUUCAAGCACACCCGUACCCACUACGUAGACAAGCCCUACUACUGCAAGAUGCCUGGCUGCCACAAGCGCUACACGGACCCCAGCUCACUGCGCAAGCACAUCAAAGCCCAUGGCCACUUUGUGUCUCAUGAGCAGCAGGAGCUCCUGCAGCUGCGCCCACCCCCAAAACCACCACUGCCCACUCCUGACAGUGGCUCCUAUGUCAGUGGGGCUCAAAUCAUCAUCCCCAAUCCUGCUGCCCUUUUUGGAGGCCCCAGUCUGCCUGGCCUGCCGUUACCCCUGGCCCCUGGCCCCCUUGACCUCAGUGCUCUGGCCUGUGGCAACGGUGGAGGUGGGAGUGGGGGCAUGGGUCCUGGGCUGCCAGGCUCUGUUCUGCCCCUCAAUCUGGCCAAGAACCCACUGUUGCCCUCACCCUUUGGGGCUGGUGGACUAGGCCUGCCUGUGGUCUCUCUCCUGGGUGGUUCUGCUGGUAGCAAGGCUGAAGGGGAGAAAGGUCGUGGGUCAGUGCCUGCCAGGGUCCUGGGCCUGGAGGACCACAAGACUCCCCUAGAGAGGACGGAGCACAGCCGCUCCCGGCCAAGCCCUGACGGACUCCCCUUGCUACCGGGCACUGUACUGGACCUGUCUACGGGCAACUCGACAGCCAGCAGUCCAGAGGCACUAACUCCUGGCUGGGUGGUCAUCCCACCAGGGUCUGUGCUGCUCAAACCAGCUGUGGUAAACUGAACCUGGACUACCCACCUACCAGCUGUGACAGCCCAGCUACCUAAUGUGGGCUCAACCCCUGACGAACAGAAACUCUUCUGCGAAAUAGCAAUAAUAUCCUACUGCUCCAGGGGCCCAAGUGUCUGCUUCCUGGGAAGACAAGCUGGGUAGCAAGGAUGGUGCUAGGUCUUCCGUGGCUUCCUGGCUCCAGAGUGAGGACUUGGCUUGGACCUGCUGUCAAAGGAGGCCAUGCUCUUGGGUGCUAAGGCCUCACUGACUACCACUUCCCUAGCCACAGUUCGGGUGAGGCCUUCCUCUGCCUGUCCUCCAAGGACCCUCCAUCCUGCCUCUUGUGGUGCACUCCUCUCCAUGAGCAGUCGGGGCAGGCUGCCACUCCUCCUACCUUACCUACUUGUCAGCUGGGGCCCCCAGUGAUCAGAAGCCCAUGCUUGGGAAUCCUUAGACCCCUUUCCCUCUGGCCUGCCUCCUGCAGGGAAAGCAAGACAGAUAGAGGCCCCGGCCAAGCACAGGAAAGAGCUGCCUUUCCUUGCCUACUGUUAUGACAAGGUGCUUCGCUGCUGGCUCAGCAGAGAAGCCUGCCGUCAGUGAUGCCCUCCUGCCCGACUCAGCACUGAGCGGGUUGGCAGCACUUCCUAGAUGAGGGUAGUGAGCACUCACUGUUUCCUUAGGGUGUACAAGCAGGUUCAAAGCAAUGUUGUCCUGGUCUGGUCCAGCUUGGCUUGGUCUGGCAGUGUUAUCCUGAAGAAGCCUCAAAGUCUACACCAGGUGUACUACCAGGCUUGGGGAGGAGCUAUAGGUUUGGAAUGCAGAGAAGCACUGACUCAUUAGAAAGGAGCUUUCUAGAAACCACAAACUGAAGCCCCUAGGUGUGAGGGAGGCUAGGCAGCCAUGCACAGCAUUUGGAGGACCAACCAUCUGCUUGGGAAAAGCUGGCUGGAGAAUGGACAAGGUUGUUUGCUCUGACUUUCCAGUUGAGCCCUUUUCUUGGUGGUGCCUCUCUUUUGCCCGCAAGUUCUACCAAGCCAGCUCCUCCGGGGCUUAUACUAAAAAUAAGGUCUAGCACUUAUGUAGCGCUAGAGUAAGUCAAGGACAUUGGAGGACUGUGCUCCACAGCUCCCAAAGGCUAGAUGCACCAACUUGGCCUCUUGCUAUCUCCUGUGCUCUGCUGCAGGGUGGCUAAGCCCCUCAUCUCACCAUCUGUUGAACAAAGGAGCUGCUGGGAUGAUGGAGGGCUUCUUAGUAGCUCUGUGGUUCUUCUGAUCAGCUCUGCCUAUUCUUUUUCCCAGACUGCCCUUCUGUUUCAGAAGGGUCACCCUGACCUGAUCUGACCUGCCCAACUGCUGGGCUUAGGACCCCAGCCCUGAUAGGGCUCGGCUGUGCUGGCUCUACCCCUUGAAGGGGCUGUGAGCAAGUUAAGGAGCUGGUCUCCUGUCUUCGGGUCUACCCACGAUCCAGGCAACCUCCUGGCUCCAUUAGGGCCCUAGGCCUUAAGUCCCUGGCCAGGGGAUUGGGUUUGAGACUCAAGCCCAAGAGCAGAGGAACAGGGCACUGGAAGGUGACAUUAGCUCAGCAUGUGAUUCAGUGAUAGACCAGGCUUGCAAGGGCCGGUAUACUUGUCAGUUUGUUGUUGCACAUUCCAGGACAUCAGUAUUUUAACAGGUUCUAAGUGCCUUUCUAUUGUAGCUUAUGUUUUUCCUCCUUUUGGCUCCAUUGCUGUUAGCAUAGAGUUUAAAAAAAAAAAAAGAUAAGCUAAUGACUAUAACAAUAUAUUCCUCCAUGUGAGAGGAAGUUUAUAAAGAAACAAUAAAAGUGAGUUGCAAA
Messenger RNA from Mesocricetus auratus (golden hamster), 3502 nucleotides. It is a transcript of the gene Glis2, whose product is annotated as GLIS family zinc finger 2. Gene Ontology annotation, molecular function: RNA polymerase II cis-regulatory region sequence-specific DNA binding; DNA-binding transcription factor activity, RNA polymerase II-specific. Lineage: Eukaryota; Metazoa; Chordata; Mammalia; Rodentia; Cricetidae. Gene Ontology annotation, cellular component: nucleus. The coding region runs from base 113 to 1681 and encodes 522 amino acids. The record is from RefSeq and is a predicted model, not a curated record. Gene Ontology annotation, biological process: regulation of transcription by RNA polymerase II; smoothened signaling pathway. The transcript has 7 exons.